Messenger RNA from Symbiodinium pilosum, 1392 nucleotides. Lineage: Eukaryota; Dinophyceae; Suessiales; Symbiodiniaceae. The record is from the annotation of a GenBank genome assembly.
AUGCUUGCAUGCUCUGACAGGAGUCGGUUUUCCACAUGGCGCUUUCCGCAGGUGGGCAAACCUGUGCCCACUUAUGUGCAGCGAGCCUUUCGGGUCAAAAUCUUCGCCCUUCUCGCGCUACAGCAAGCAGUCUGCCUGGCGAUUAUGGUGCUGCUUCGCCAGUUUGCCUGGGGAGGGCGGCCCGUGCAAAAAUCGCUCGCGGUCGAGGGAUUCUACUACUUGUUGAGCUUCACCGACAUGGUAAUGAUCAUGCAGUUAUCGCUCAUCCGAAACAAUUUCCCGUACAACUAUCUCUUGAUGUCCGUGAUGACAUGUGUUGCGGCAGUGCUCUGGAGUUUGACCGAGUCUCUCUUCGCAACACUUCUGCACCUGGAACUUGCUUGCAUGACGUGUAUAGCAAUGGGCGUUGCGUCUAUGAUGUGUGGUUUGCUGACGCGCGAUGACUUCAAGUACCUUUCCCAGCGAGCUGUCCCGGCUGCACUCGCCACUGGCUGGUUCACGGCAUCAGUUGUGGCCUUGCUGGCGGCAAGACUGACACCACUCCAUGAGAUCAUUCACAUCUGGGAACCAUGGCUCGCCUCCGUAUUGCUGGGCCUUCUUCUGUCACUUAUGAUGUUUGAAGCAAGGUGGGUGUUUUUUAGAAGCCAGCCGGAUGACUUCAUGGGAAUCUUGAUCAUCUUGAAUGGCAGUAUGAUGAGCGUUGUCAGCAUUCCAUCCUUCGUAAUCAUCUACGGCUUCUUGUACAUGACGCGCGUGGAGGAGCCGAAUGAAGAGACUGACCCUAGACCACAGGAAGAUCUGCCGCGAAACAACUUAGAUGAUGUGGAUGCUGCCCCAGCACCAGCAGGACCGGCGGCAAGUCUCUCUGAGACGUCGCAGAGGAUCGAUUCACGGGUCACCGAUCUUGAAAAGAAGAUUGCCAAGUGUGAUGAGGAUCUUCGGAGAUAUGUCGGCGGGAAAGCUUCGGCACAGCAGAAGCAGCUGGCUCUGCAGUGCAUGAAGAGGAAGAAGAUGUACGAGCAGCAGCGCGACCAAAUCCUGGGAACGCAGUUCAAUGUGGACUCGCUUGCCGGUGCACAGGAGCAGGCCGAGAUCAACAUCAUGACUGUUGAGGCCAUGAAAGUGGGUCAUCAAGACUUGAAAGAGCGCUAUGAACAGAUCGGCGGCGUUAUGGACAUCGAAAAGCUGAUGGACAACAUGGCAGAUUUGAACGACGAAAUCGCUGACAUCAAUGAGGCCAUCUCUACGUCAUAUGCGGUGCCUGACGGCUUCGAUGAGUCAUCCUUUGAAGCUGAGCUGGAUACUGAGACUGGGAUGUGGGAAUCGUCAAAAUGCGUGAAUGGGAGCCUCAAGCAGCAAAUUCAGAAGUCCGCGGCCUUCAGCUUGUCCUAG